Molecule: messenger RNA, 2764 nt
Organism: Wallemia mellicola CBS 633.66
Lineage: Eukaryota; Fungi; Basidiomycota; Wallemiomycetes; Wallemiales; Wallemiaceae
Exons: 5
Coding region: 35-1390 (451 amino acids)
Biological process (GO): protein stabilization; protein folding
Cellular component (GO): cytoplasm
Molecular function (GO): protein kinase binding; protein-folding chaperone binding; heat shock protein binding
Source: RefSeq, a predicted model, not a curated record
UCUUGGUCGUCGACUAUAAAGAAUAUAAAAUAAGAUGCCACUAAAUUACGAUAAAUGGGCUAAUUUAGAGCUCAGUGACGAUUCUGAUAUUGAAGUACACCCAAAUGUAGAUAAAAAAUCAUUCAUAAAAUGGAAACAACAAGACAUACAUCAGAAGAGAGAAGCUCGUAAAGCACAACUAGUCAAGUUGAACCAUGAGUUGGAAAUUAAUUCAACACUUCUACCACGUGUUACAAAAAUCAGAAAGGGCGUAGAUCAAUCCGGUCCAGAGGUUUUUAGCGGUGAAGUUGCGAGAUUAGGUAGUCAACCUUCAAAUGAGAAGCCAAAUACAGGUGCAGAUAAUCAACCUACAUAUGACGAAAUGAUGCAAAACCUCUUCAUACAAAUUUGGGAGAAGGCUAGAGAGCACCUUGAUAACAAAGACUUAUUAUCUAAAACCUUGGUUGAGGAACUACAGAAAACAGAGGAUAAAGUUACUGCAAGAAAUGAGGACAUUAAAAAAGAAAUCUCAGUUAUUGAAGAAGAGGAGAGUCAGAAGAUUACGAGCGAGGGUAUCAGAACUGGUUUUGAUAGCAGUCAUGUCAACAAGAUAACAGACACAAAACCACAACAACCACAGAAAGAAACAGAAAAGUCUAUUGAGGUACUCAACCCUGGUGCUUCAAAGCCAAAGAAAGACGACGACGAUUUACCUGAUUUAACAACAUCUAUGAAACGCCUUGCUGAGGUUCCUCUCCGUCAAUACAGAGGUAUGGUCGAUAUAAUCAGCCACGAUAAGGCACUCCUCGCCGAUGAGACUACAGAUGCACUUUUUGUAGAGGCCUUCAACGCCGGGAUGGAAAACAAGGCGGAUUACGCUUUGAAGUGUGUCAACGCUGGUCUUUUUGUCCAAUAUUGCAACAAACUUGGUAGAGACGGUGUUAGUCUUUUCAUCCAACGUCUCACACAGUCGAAAGAAGCUGAAACAGUAUUCCUUAAGGAUGUAAAUGACACUCACGCCCGUAUAAUGGAAAGAAGUAAAGUUUUGGCAUCCCAACAAUCUUCAAAUGAGGGUGAGAAGGAACAGAUUCAACUCAUGACUGAAGGUGACACAGAGAUUACUUUCGAUGUACCAGAAGGACCUGCACCAGAGAAGAUUGUUCUCGAGGGAGAUGCUAAACUCCAACAACUCGAUCCAGAAGUUGUUAAAGAAUGGCUCAACCAGAGAUGGGAAAUAUUCGAGUCGUUCGAUAACGAUUUCCAAAUGGCACUCAAGAGCGGUAAACUUGAUAUCGUUAAUGCAUAUCUUGGUAAUCAACCAGUCAGCAAAGCAGAGAAAAUCGUUCAAGAUCUCGACAGAGCAGGUAUAUUAAACUUUAGUUCAACAGAGAUUAGAGACGAAACAAAGUAGAAAAUGAAUUUUUCAUCUUAUUUUGUAAAUAUGUAAUUCUUCUCUUCUUUUGUUAGAAUAAUGACUUCGAAAGCUAGAAAUCUAUUGGGUUUCUUUAAGAAUCAAAAGUUUAAACAAAAUGAAUUUGGAACUUUAAAAACGUUAUUUCAUCCUUUAAAUGAGUCACCUAUACCUUCCUUACGUGCGUUAGGCGAGAGAAUAUCGAAUAAAGGGAAGUGUCCUAUAGAAGGUGUAGGGCCUUUGAAAUACUAUUGUCCUAUAUCUGGAUAUCCAACCCAUUCAAGUAAAGAAGCCUAUGAAAAAGAUAGCCAUCAUCGCAAUACAUACGCUACCAGACUGAGGGAAGUAAACGAGGACGAACAUGAUCUCAGAAGUGGGAGAGAAAUGAAAGAGUUUGAAAUGCCAGGUUUGCAGGAUAUAGAGCAGACUGUGAAUCUUAAGAGCUGGGAAAUGCUCUUUUAUACCCGCAAUUUCAACAGUGUAGACAAUCUCCGCUCUCAGAGACAUCUUAGUCGGCUGCUUAGUUAUCCAAUGACUAUCGCUGGUAUACUUCAUGAGUUAGGCCCAUAUGCUGAUAGAGCAGGCGGUAGGGUCACCCCACACGGUGAAAGAUCGCUUUUAGCUCUGCGAUACAUGCUUCACAAGCAACCUCUUCCAUAUUCUCCUCCAACACCCCCAAUCAGAAUUUUCAUUCCAGGCGCCAGAGCAGAAUCUCAACUUCCAUCAUCAGUUUGGAUGCAACUCGCUCAUUUAUUCCCAUACGCACGCUUCCAGAUCUACUUCGUCGGUCCUGAAGUCGUUGCUGAUGAAGUUGUCUCGCCAUAUGGUGUCAAAGGAUGGCAAAAAGUGGUAGACACACAGUUAACAUUGAAUGGAAUACAGGCAAAUUGGGAGCAAAUACAUGAUACAUUCUUCCCAUUUGAUCCUUUCACUGAUAUCUUCUUUAAUUUCCAUCCAGGUUUAGGAUUCCCAUCCAUGUUACCAGAAAGUAUUCGUCCAUCAGAGGGCUUAUCGGAUAGUCGUAACGAGUUAGUUAAUUAUAGACAAUACACACCACAAGUUGAUGCCGAAUGGGCUAAGGCUCUUGACAAGAUGCUUGAAACAAAGUGUCCAAUUAUUUUAACAGCAUUUAGUCCAUCUGACAUGAAACGCGAUUUCGAUGCACUUUUACACUCCGAGGCAAUCACUCAAGAAUGGGAGAGCGUUGUCGAACCAGGUGACAACGUUUUUGGUAGCCAACGUUGGGAAGUCGCAGAAUUUGACACUCGUGUAAUGAUCAAGAGCAAUUGGGGUCUUUGGGGUAUUAGAGGUCGUAGAUUUGAUCUUCAAAAUGUUAGCUAUGAUGAUUAAGCUUUAUUUAUUCAUUGAAUGCAC